This is a messenger RNA of Stegodyphus dumicola, 527 nucleotides long. RefSeq lists its product as uncharacterized. Lineage: Eukaryota; Metazoa; Arthropoda; Arachnida; Araneae; Eresidae. The record is from RefSeq and is a predicted model, not a curated record.
CUUCGCUCUUCGCACAGUAAAUUAGCAAUAUCUCAGUAUUGAUAUUGGUAACUGAAACGGUUGGUAUCAUGGCUUGCCUUCAGAGCUGUAUUUAUUUGAUUCUAUUAUUGUGCUUCAUGGAAAACUUUCCCAAAGUUCGAUCAGAAUCUGAACCCGAUGAAUCUUACAAAAGACUUUAUGACUGUGCUUUCAAACAAAUAUGCGAAUGUGAAGAUUCUUAUCAGCAGACAUAUGCAGAGUGCUUUCUUGGCCUGAAGCCAAAGCUUCAAGAUAUGAUUAUAGAUGAUGCGAAUAAAGACUGUAACCUUGGUAGUGAAGUUACCCAGUUCAGUGACUUGACAACAGCUCUUUGUUCAUUGCCUAAGAACGUUACGCUACCAUGUCUCUAUAGUAUCGGAACGUCGUUCAGGAACAGACAGAAAUCACUCUUUGAGGAAUCCAACGACGCAGGAGAAUCUAAUUCAUCCGAAACUACAUCGAAAGCAAAAGAGAAUAGGGAAUUAUCAUUCAAUACGGUAUAUUUCCAA